This is a messenger RNA of Laccaria bicolor S238N-H82, 348 nucleotides long. RefSeq lists its product as uncharacterized. Bases 1 to 348 code for a protein of 115 amino acids. The transcript is spliced from 5 exons. NCBI's taxonomy places the organism in Eukaryota, Fungi, Basidiomycota, Agaricomycetes, Agaricales, Hydnangiaceae. The record is from RefSeq and is a predicted model, not a curated record.
AUGAAGUUCAGCAGCGUCUCUGCGCUACUUGCGAUCACGCAGGCUUACAGUAUCGUUGGUGGUGUAGUUGGUGGUGCUGGUCAGGUACUUGGUGAUGUACUCGGUGGUGUUAAUCAGGUAGUUGAUGGUGUAGUUGGGGGUGCCGGUCAGAUAGUUGGUGGUGUAGCUGGUGGUGCCGGUCAGGUAGUUGGUGGUGUAGUGGGUGUAGUUGGUGGUGUAGUUGGUGGUGUGGUUGGUGUUGUUGCUGAGGGCGGUCUUGUACAAGGCGACACGAAUCGAGAGGCUUUCCACCCCAAAAGCCUAGAUGAUUAUGAGAGCAAGAUCAGAGUCGGCCAAAAGAAUAGCUGA